Molecule: messenger RNA, 2101 nt
Organism: Cyclopterus lumpus (lumpfish)
Lineage: Eukaryota; Metazoa; Chordata; Actinopteri; Perciformes; Cyclopteridae
Exons: 6
Coding region: 508-1203 (231 amino acids)
Source: RefSeq, a predicted model, not a curated record
UGCACGCGACGGCGCUCGCCAUCCUCAGGUUGCUGCAAAAAAUCAUCUCAGGACGGGACCCCCGACGUCUCCAGGGUAACGGGACUCCAGCUCAGGCAUCCGGUGCGUUAAUCUACUGGUCUGGAUGCAAUUGAGCAGACGGCGCAGGAAGCCGCGUGCAGCCUUACUUCCCCGACAUCGGUUUGGACUGUGAGACGCGACACGUCGCUGUGUUCUCGGGGAGCCGUCGGGAUCCAUCUGGUGGUCAAACGGUGGCCGCCGCUCACCCAGAGGCCAUAGCGCGGAAGCCAGAGCGACGUCACGCGGUGGGGAGAGGGCGCGCCGGUGCGCCUUCACGCGCUUCACGCACGCGGUGGCAUGUUUACCGAGGGGAGAGUUUGAUCCCACUCGCAGAGAGAGAGAGAGAGAGAGAGAGAGCGCAUGUAGACUGUCACGCGCGCUGUCCGGGACCGAGCAGACGAUGAAGAGGAGCUCUCAGAGCCGCGCUCCGGUUCCUUCUCCGGGAAGAUGAGAGCCUUUGUGUUGAGCCUGAUGAGUUCGGGAAGAUUCCUCAAUGGGACUUUAACACUUUACACGGAAGAAAUGUCCACAACUGCAAGUCCAACCAUCCCCUCCUCACAGCUGACAUCGGAUCAGCUCACAGUGGUCGCUGCAUCCUUUUCUUCUCUGGUGUUCUUUGUGAUUAUUGUGGUGCUGCUGUCCAUUAUUUAUCGGAAGGAUCUUCAGUGCUGCAAACUCCGCUCCUACCAGGGGCCACAUGCAGAUAUGGAUGCUCCUCCUCAGUACUACAGCAGCAGGCAGACCCUGGUGGGAUCUCCCUGUCUGGAGCCGACUCAGAUCCGGGACGACAACAACACUCAGCAGGCGGGUCAGCUGUUCUACGUGGGCCUGCCCUCCAGCUACAGCCUGCCCACACUGGAGGCCCCCCUGCCGAGGCUCCCGUCCUACGAGAGCGUCCGAAAGAAGGACCGCCAGAGGCAGAUCCACAUGAUGAUCGCGGACCGCUUUGGCCUCAAUGGACCCAUUGUGACAGAGCCUCCUCCUACAUAUGAAGAAAGCGUCCGCCACUCUGUGGAGCUGCCGUACAACAUCCUCUCAUCCAGUCUGGACGCCUCCCCUCCUCAGAGUAUCUACACCACCUGGAGGCCCGACACGCCUCCUCCUAUCACCUGUGACUCCAACAGCAAUGUUCUAACUGUGUGACUGAUUACUGAGCCAGCUUCCCAAUUGCGAAUGUCAAAGACAUGUGAAAGCUUUAGAGGAAGUUACCAAAAAUAACACGAGACUUGUUAAAGACUGGAUCCGUCACACAAGCUGAUUCAGAUACCUCAAGACUUUAAGACUAGAGUUCAUGUUGAGAGACAGAUGACGAAGGAGCAACUAAAGAGGAGCUCCGGGGAAAGGACAGCGUUGACUCGGCACAUUUAAAUGUUGAAAACACUUUGACACUGUACUCCACCAUGCUGAGGAAUCACUGGAUAUUAAUAAUGACUGAGGUGGCUGGAUCACCUUGAAGAAGAAAGUAUUGGACUACAACAUACCAAAAAGAGAACCACUAUUUACUUUGUUGAUUAUACUGUCAGUGAACCCCUUCUUCUCUUGUAGUGUGCAGUUCCUGAGCCAGAGACCUCAUUGUCAGGUGUGUAAUGUUGUCGGACACCUAUUUGUUUCUGUACCCUGCCAAGGCCGAGCCAUACUAACACUAGGCACCUGGUGCAGCCUGUGAGAGGGAAUAAAUGGUGCUGAUGAGAGUGCCUUCAUGAAGUUAUACCCUUUUUAAAAAAAAUCAUGCUUAGUUGUUCUUUUAAGGCAGAUGGGACUCUUGAUGAUUCCUCUCAUAUAGCUGCAGACAUAUUGAUUAGUUCUGUUCUCCACAAGGCUUCGAGGAGCAGAGGGAAGAGGAGCGGUUCCUUGUCUAGAUGCACCGAUCCGACUUUUUCAAUCCCGAUACCAACACUUUGGCUUUGGGUGUCAUUCGAUACCGAGUACUGAUCUGGUGCCGAUGUUUCAUUAACACGUUGUGUGUCUUUCUGUGUGGACGUGACUUUCAUUUGUCAGGCAACCUCAGGCUUGAGAUAAACAUUGUUUUCCUAACUUGAAA